AUGCCAAAUUAUGUCAAGUUCUUAAAAGAUAUUUUGACAAAGAAAAGGAGGUUUGGCGAGUUUGAAACGGUCGCUUUGACCGAGGGCUGUAGCGCUAUGUUGAAGAACAAAAUUCCACCUAAAAUGAAAGAUCCGGGCAGCUUCACAAUUCCAAAUUCUAUUGGGGGACGGGAUGUUGGAAGAGCUCUUUGUGAUUUGGGAGCUAGUAUUAAUCUCAUGCCCAUGUCUAUUUUCAAGAAGUUGGGAAUUGGAGAAGCAAGGCCAACCACCGUCACUUUGCAACUAGCGGAUCGUUCCAUGGCUCAUCCGGAUGGAAAAAUUGAAGAUGUUUUUGUACAAGUAGAUAAGUUCAUCUUUCCGGCGGACUUCAUUAUUCUUGACUAUGAGGAAGAUAGGGAAGUUCCAAUCAUUUUAGGGAGGCCAUUUCUUGCCACGGGAAGGACUUUGAUAGAUGUUGAAAAAGGACAGCUCACCAUGAGAGCUCAAGAUGAGCAAGCCACAUUCAAGGUUUUCCAUCCCAUACGUGCCCCGGAUGCAAUAGGAGAAUGCUUAGCAAUUGGAGAUAUGGAUCCUAACAUGGUUGAGGAGUCCAAAUUCAAAGUUAGUAAGAAGGCUACUCAUGGACGACUAGAUUCAAGGUGUGAUGGAUCUUUCUUGGUGGUGAGAGUAUACCCCGAUGGGGUGGUGGAACUUCGUGAAGCACUUUCAAGAAGAAAAUUCUUAGGCCAAGGAGUGAAGUUUGGGAGUGGAGAGGUCAACCGAGAAAAGGCCUCUAUUUCCUUGAAGGAUGCUUGA
Molecule: messenger RNA, 795 nt
Organism: Cannabis sativa
Lineage: Eukaryota; Viridiplantae; Streptophyta; Magnoliopsida; Rosales; Cannabaceae
Exons: 2
Coding region: 1-795 (264 amino acids)
Source: RefSeq, a predicted model, not a curated record